AUGGAUCAGCUCUUAGAACGAGAAAAGUUCUCCGUUCCAAUCCCACUUCCGGUUUACAUUCGGACCAGAUCGCCUUCGGGAUCGGAUCUCCUCGGCAAGUCGAAGAAGUGCCGCCGAAGUCGGACGGUUUUCACCGAGCUCCAGCUGAUGGGGUUGGAGAAGAAGUUCGAGACGCAGAAAUAUCUGUCUACCCCUGACCGGAUUGAACUGGCCGAGAGUCUUGGUCUGACCCAGAUCCAGGUGAAGACUUGGUACCAGAACAGGCGGAUGAAGUGGAAGAAGAUGGUUCUGCAGAAAGGUGGAGCCGAACCGCCGACGAAGCCAAAAGGACGCCCCAAGAAGACUUGUCCAGAGCUGGAGGAGGCGGCCUCUCACACCGUCUCCAUCAGCACCGAGCAGCUGUCUCCCGACUCCGACAACAGCUCCUGUUGCGAUAUUGACGUCACUGAGUGUGUGACGUCGUCAUCUGUGACGUCAUCGGGAUGUCAGUAGUGCUUAAUGAAUUCACAGAACCCGAGUUGAACAUAGACUAUGCUGUUAAAUAGCGACCACAAAUCACAUUCGCCACGAUUCGCAUCUUUCCGUGACCAACAUGCAAUAUGAUUUGCCAAUUGCCAGAACGAUGUUGGUUAUGAUCGCCGAUUGCGAAACUGUGAGGUCAUAUUAUCGAUCUCAUAUCGCCAAGGCACUGGCUAAUUUGUAUAUCAUGUGAUUGAUUGCACUAUUUGUAAGCAGACACGCGUGCAAAAGAAGGUUUUCAAUGUUAUUUACAUCGCAGCAGAGAGUUACGUCAGAAUGUAUGUUUUACACAUGAACGUGCCCGUUCUCUGAGCCUUCCUAACUGUUUUGUUACAUGCACGUGGAACUGUAUCAGGAGAGAAAACAGUGGAUUAAUGCGCCAAACAAUGUAGUCCUGCAAGCGGCGUGAUGAUUUUGCAGCUGAUUGAAUGAUGAAGAUAUUUAUUUGUUUAACGAAGCACUUUAAUUUUUGACUCGAUGACGACGAGGACGACGAUGACGAUGACGAUGAUGAUGAUGAUGAUGACGAUGACGACGAUGACGAUGACGACGACG
This is a messenger RNA of Haliotis rufescens (red abalone), 1074 nucleotides long. RefSeq names its product homeobox protein BarH-like 1. Gene Ontology annotation, biological process: regulation of DNA-templated transcription. The record is from RefSeq and is a predicted model, not a curated record. The transcript is spliced from 2 exons. Gene Ontology annotation, molecular function: DNA-binding transcription factor activity, RNA polymerase II-specific; DNA binding. NCBI's taxonomy places the organism in Eukaryota, Metazoa, Mollusca, Gastropoda, Lepetellida, Haliotidae. Bases 1 to 492 code for a protein of 163 amino acids.